AGAAAGUGGCAAAGCUGAAGCUAUUCCAAUAUAUCCCAUAUUCCAGGGCAAUUUUGUUCACUAAAUCCAAGCAACCAAAAUGAGCUACCAACCUGUUCCUCCUCCUCAGGAGGAUUACAGACAAGCAGUUUGGGUGACGCCCCAAUCAGUUGACCAAACGCGUCCCCCUCCGCCACCGACCUAUCAGGGUUACCUUGAUGAAGGCAUUCGCCCACCACCACCAUCAGCACCGCCUUCUCGAUCAGUCCCGCCGCCUCCACCGCCAGACGAUGAUGACGACGACGAUUCCCAACCCGCAUGCUGCUCAUUCCUUAAGGCCUGUUUGGCUACCCUUUGCUGCUGCUGUUGGCUGGAUCACUGUUGCGGUUAGCCCACUAGAUACAAUCUGGUUAUACACACAUACAUACAUACAUAUAUAUAUAUAUAGAUAUAUAGACACACACAGAGAAUAAUUAUAUAUAUUUGUGUUAUAUAUGUCUACAUUAUAAUAAAUUAGGACUCUGGUCUCCAGAACUCCUCGAUA
Morus notabilis is the source of this 523-nucleotide messenger RNA. RefSeq names its product cysteine-rich and transmembrane domain-containing protein WIH2. Lineage: Eukaryota; Viridiplantae; Streptophyta; Magnoliopsida; Rosales; Moraceae. The record is from RefSeq and is a predicted model, not a curated record. The transcript has 3 exons. The coding region runs from base 80 to 370 and encodes 96 amino acids.